This is a messenger RNA of Fonsecaea nubica, 1548 nucleotides long. RefSeq lists its product as hypothetical. Gene Ontology annotation, molecular function: carbohydrate:proton symporter activity. The record is from RefSeq and is a predicted model, not a curated record. The transcript has 9 exons. Gene Ontology annotation, cellular component: membrane. Lineage: Eukaryota; Fungi; Ascomycota; Eurotiomycetes; Chaetothyriales; Herpotrichiellaceae. The coding region runs from base 1 to 1548 and encodes 515 amino acids. Gene Ontology annotation, biological process: carbohydrate transport; transmembrane transport.
AUGGAGACCUAUUCGAACUACAACCUAUGGGUUGUGCUCUUCGCGGCCUUUGGAUCUUUGUUCACCGGUUACAGUCUGGCCGUGAUCGGAAACACGAUAGGCCAGCCGACAUUUUACAGCAAAAUGAACUUGGUUUCAGUCCCAACGGAACCCGGAUACUCGCACACGGCGACCAUCAUCGGUGCUGCCAACGGCCUCUUUUUUGGCUUUGGCUUCAUCGGUUGUUUGGUGUCUGCCUGGUCUCUCGAUGCGCUGGGCCGUAAAAGGACAUUCCUGCUCGCCUGCCUCGUUGGUCUUGUGGGAGGUUCGAUUCAGUGUGGUGCCGUCAAUCAGGCCAUGUACCUAGUCGGCAGAGCGUUGACGGGGAUACCAACUGGCAUGCUCAUCGUCGCGAUGCCAACCUAUUUCUCAGAGGUUGCUCCACCUCACUCUCGAGGCUUGAUGACAGGUGCACAUGGGAGCUUUAUCAACGUUGGAUACUUCUCGGCCGCGUGGAUAGGAUUCGCUUGCUACUACAAGGCCGACUCUACGUUUGCAUGGCGAUUCCCAAAUGCCGUUCUCCUUCUCUGGGCCCUUAUCCUCAUAGUCGGCUCUCUGUUCAUCCCCGAGAGCCCUCGAUGGCUUGUUCAACGUGGACAAAAUGACGCCGCCCUGAAGAUCCUUUGUCGCUUGCACCACGACGUUAAUGACCCUGAGGAUUCCUUUGCACAUCGAGAACUCAACUUGAUAGUGCGUCAGCUGCAAGCGGACCGCCGUGCUUACGAAGUUGGAGGGCGAUGGCAACUCUUCACAGACAAGUCGUAUCGAAGGAGAUUAUACCUGGCCUUGACGGUCGCAGCGGGUGGUCAGAACGCCGGUAUCCUGGUCAUCAACAAUUAUAACGUUUUGAUCUACCAGUCCCUUGGCCUGAAGGGUUCUAUGCCUCUUCUCUUGGCCGCAGCCUGGAACACAGUUGGACUCAUCGCCAAUGUCCUCGGUGCUUUCAUAUCUGAUAGGAUCGGGCGUCGCUGGGCCAUGGUCUACGGAUUCGGAGGCACGGUGGCAUGCUUCACUGUUGCUACCGGGCUGAUCGGGAGCUACAGCAACACUGGAUCUAAAGAUAUGGCCAUUGCCGUCACCGUCUUUCUGUUCCUCUAUGUGCUUGGGUACGGCACAUUCAUCGAUCCCAACACCUUCACCGUCGUCUCGGAGAUCUUUCCCACCCAUAUUCGCGGUCAGGCCGUGGGCAUCAGCCUAUGCGGUCUCUUCCUCUGCGACACGCUCUGGCUCGAACUCCUGCCCACCGCCCAAGCCGCCAUCGGCUGGAAGUACUACCUGGUCUUCAUGUGUCUUGGGAUCGUCCACACGGUGGUGCAAUACUUUUUCCUUCCCGAGACGGCAGGUCUUGCGCUCGAAGAAAUCGAUCAGCUGUUCGGGAAAGAACCAGUCGCUCACCUGGAUGACGAGGUCACUGCCACUCCUGUCACGAACCUCGAAACCCCACCGGCAGAAAAGGAUAGCAAGAUGGAAGAUCAUCAUGUCGAGACAGUCGCGGAAUCCAAGAUGUAA